AUGCAUACCGUAGAGCCUCAUGCCAAUCUCGACGUGAGCGAGAAGGGUGCCGUCUACCACAGCGAUAUCAGCUCUGGCAACAGUGCGCCCGGUUACGAUGACCUUCCCGACCCAGAUGUUGGCAAAUCCGCUGAGGAGCGCGCAAAGCUGGACAAGGCUCUUGUAUGGAAGAUGGAUAGGUGGCUGAUCCCAUGGCUCUCUCUCUUGUACCUCCUCUCUUUCCUGGACAGAACCAACAUCGGCAACGCUCGUGUGGCGCAUAUGGAGAAAGACAUCGGCAUGACAGGUCGCGACUACAAUGAUGCCUUGACCAUCUUCUUCGUGUCUUACGCUGGUUUCGAGCCACUUACCAACAUCCUGAUCAAGAAGUACUCCCCACGAGUCUUCUUUACUGGCAUCAUCUUGGCUUGGGGUGUCAUCAUGACACUCAUGGGUCUCGUCAAGAACCAAUCUGGCUUGCUGGCAUGCCGUUGGUUCCUCGGUAUUGCGGAGGCUGGAUUGUUCCCCGGUGUCAACUACUAUCUCUCUUGCUGGUACAAGCGCACUGAGCUAGGAUUCCGCGCUGCGCUCUUCUUCUCUGCCGCCGCUCUGGCAGGAAGUUUCGGUGGUCUUUUGGCUGCAGCCAUCACUCAGAUGGAUGGCGUCGGUGGCUACCAGGGAUGGCGCUGGAUCUUCAUCAUCGAGGGUCUCAUGACCGUCGGCGUUGGUAUUUUCUGCUGGUGGAUGGUGUUCGACUUCCCCGAGACAGCCCGAUUCUUGACUCCUGACGAGAAGCUGCGAGCCAUGCGUCGUCUCCGUCAUGACGGUCAAGCAAAGGCUGCUGUCGGACACAUUGAGAAGAAGAACGUUUUCGAUGCCCUCAGGGACUGGAAGACCUGGUUGUACGCCGUCAUCUACAUGGGCUGCCUCUGCCCGUUGUACUGCUUCUCGCUCUUCCUGCCCACCAUUCUUCUCGGUAUGGGCUACACAGGAACCAAGGCCCAACUUCUGUCCGUCCCUCCCUACGCGGUCGCAGCCACCAUGACUGUCCUCGUUGGAUACGUCGCCGAUCGAACAAAGUGGCGUGGCUACUGCAACAUGGUCAUUUCUCUGAUUGGAUGCGUCGGAUUCGCUAUGCUCCUCGCUUCUUCCAACGUGCACAUCCAGUACGCGGGUACCUUCCUGGGCGCUGUCGGCAUCUACCCAACUGUCUCCAACACGCUGACCUGGGCGUCCAACAACUUCGAGGGUUCCCUGAAGCGCGGUGUCAUGGUCGGUGUAGUCGUCGGCUGGGGCAACAUGAACGGUGUCGUGUCAUCCAACAUCUACAACCCCAAGGAGAAGCCGCAUUACCGCACCGGUCACGGCAUUGUGCUCGCCUACCAGUUUUUCUUCCUGUUCGGCGGUAGCGUUGCCCAGCACUUCAUGCUCCAGCGCGAGAACAAGCUCAGGUUGGCAGGCAAGCGGGACUACCUGAUUGAGGGUAAGACCGAGGAGGAGAUCGAGCUGCUCGGCGAUGUUCGUCCCGACUUCAUCUACACAACAUAA
Messenger RNA from Dothidotthia symphoricarpi CBS 119687, 1527 nucleotides. Its product is annotated as MFS general substrate transporter. Gene Ontology annotation, cellular component: membrane. The transcript has 4 exons. Gene Ontology annotation, molecular function: transmembrane transporter activity. Bases 1 to 1527 code for a protein of 508 amino acids. Gene Ontology annotation, biological process: transmembrane transport. The record is from RefSeq and is a predicted model, not a curated record. NCBI's taxonomy places the organism in Eukaryota, Fungi, Ascomycota, Dothideomycetes, Pleosporales, Dothidotthiaceae.